UAUGUAAUUAUUAUACAAAUACCACACUAAAGCAAAAUACAUGUAACUAAAAAGUAAAAAUGACCUAGUUAACAAUGUUCACAGAAUAAAAGAGGUAUUUCCAUCUUAUUUAUGUUUCCAUAAAAAAGAAAUCAGGCAUUUCUUGUAAAUAAUGUUUCCUCUUCAGUAUUUGCAUUUCAGCUUAUAUUAUAAUGGCAUGGUCCCAGCAAAAAUUAAUUCUUAGUAAGAAAGAAGAAGAUCAGCUGUCAUCGUGGAUAGGAAAUCCGUGUCAAUUUCAGUUGUUAUACAAAGCAAGUCGGGAUGGAUUGUCAGCGCAAACAUUUCACAGAUUGUGUGAUAACAAAGGUCCUACAGUAACUGUUCUCCAAAACUCCAUCGGAAAUGUGUUUGGGGGGUAUCUCUCUAGUAGUUGGAACUCGAACAAUUCAAUGAUUAAGGACGACAAUGCUUUUCUUUUCCAAUUGCAACGACGUUAUGUAACAACUACACAAAGAGUAAAUGUUCAAACACCAGAAACGGCUGCGUGUGGGGUGCAGUCCUGGGGUCCAACUUUUGGAGGAAGUUCAGAAGAUCCUCGAGAUUGUAAGGAACCUUGGAAUUUUACUAAAAAAGAGCUGUUUGACUUAGAUCAAGACUUUGAUCUAAGAACUUUCUUUGAUAAUAACAGUAAUGUUGGAUUUCAAUGGGGGUUUAAAGGAGGUAUUAAUCGUGGACAAAGGGCAUUUGCCCAAAACAAAAACCAGCAAUUUAUUAACCUCAAUGGACAAGAAAAUUUAGGAAACAGUUAUGGAACAUUCGGAUCCAACACUUGUCAAUUAUCCGAGGGGGAUUUCAAUGUUAUAGAUCUUGAGAUUUACCUUGUCAAAGGUGAUGAAAAAAGUGCGGCAAAAAAGGUUGAAACUUUCUGCUCGCAGCCUUGGAGAGAAAUGCCAGUCUGGAAUGUCCAGUCUUUUCAAUCCUUAAAAGAUUAUGUAACAGGCUACCACCCGAUUGAAGAUUCAAAUGUGAAAGAUGUCAAUAUUCUGCUGCUUGGCCAAGUUGGAGCUGGAAAAUCUAGUUUUUUCAACACAAUUAACUCAAUUUUCAGAGGGGAAAUAACAUCCCGCGCAUGUACAGGAAGCUCUGAUCACAGCUUGACAAAAACGUUUAGAAAAUACAGAAUUCGGAAUCCAAGUACAGGUCGCUAUUUAAAUUUAAAACUGUGUGACACUCGGGGACUGGAGGAGAGUUUUGGUGUUCAUACCCAGGAUAUUGCCUAUAUUCUAGAUGGACAUAUUCCUGAACAUUAUCAGUUUAAUCCAGCUUCAAACGCUACACCCAAAGUACAAGGUUUUCUGAAAAAUCCCAAGAUUGAAGAUAGAAUCCACUGUGUGACUUUUGUUAUAGAUGCAAGUACUAUUGACGUCAUCACUGACUCAGUACUUCAUCACAUUAAAGAGGUUCAAAACAUAAUUGUCGAGAGAGGUAUUCCACAAACAGUUUACAUGACGAAACUGGAUAAAAUAUGUCCAGAUGUCGAUCAAGAUGUGACAAAGCUUUUCCUAAGUAAUACAUGUAAACAGGCCGUGGAUAAGGUUGCUGAGAUGAUUGGAGUACCCAGGUCACAUGUUUUCCCCGUGAAGAAUUACGAGAAGGAGACCCGUUUACACGUGACCAUCAACAUCCUGGCUCUCACAGCUCUCCGACAAACUCUUGUGUUCGCAGACGACUACUUGGAAGAUCAGUACGAAAUUGGUGAUGUGUACUGAUUCCAUGUAUUACCAAGUGGCUAAAUGGGGGAUAAAUAUCAAAUGUAUAAUAUAUUUAAAGACCUAUCAAAUGUUUACAAAUAUAAGGCAAUAUUGUUAAAUGAUGUGAUUGUAUACGUAGUUACUAGUGGAUUGUGUCACACACACACGAUUUAGCAAUUAGCUUCCUUGUAAUGGAAUAAGCAUAAUAAUAAUGGACUCAAUCCGUCGUUGUCUCGGCUGUCCUGAGUAUAUAUAUAAUUUUUUGAACUUCAUCUAAAGUGCCUUGUGGUUGCUUUAUACAUGAGUGAAACAUUUUCAAAUGGAAAGUAAGAAAUAAAAUCAAACGAUCGCAUUUAAUAUUUAACAUAGCAAUUUAUUGGUUUUACGUACAAUAUGUGUCAAUUUUUUUAUGCAAAGUUGUUGCAUCUUAUCCCUUCCUUUUAAUUAUAUUCCUUUUCCACGUGUAUAUAUUGCCUAUGUAUAAGAAAUAAAUACAUUUCAAAUUUGAAUUCCAAUCUAAAAUUCACUUUCUCCCUUUUUGAUCCCCCAGUCUUGUUUUAGAUCGAGAAAAGGAAAACAACAUCACUAAAGGUAUAUUUAAGACGUUUUAAUACUCAAUGCAAUACAUGAAGCAAAUCUCUGCAUCAAUAAAGUGUAUAUAAUUCUGUUUCUCUUUGAAAAAAAAAAUAGAAAUAAAAAUUAUCAAGGAAAAAUUGAUAAUACCAAAUUUGCAAUGUAUAUCGUAAUGUAUGAUUCUUAACAGAAGCAUUUCCGUCUUCUCAAAUUGCAACGAUUGAUUCUGCAGAACAACUAUUUUUAAGAAUAAAAAAAAUCUUUCUUUUUCCUUUCCAGACGUUCUGUUGAAGAGAAAUCGGUCUGCAACUCCACUAUUAUAAUUUUUUCUCUGAUUUCUAUUGAUAUAAUUAAUACUCACCUCGUAUAAUAUAUAUUUUUGAUGAUAUUAUAAGUUUAAUUCAUAUAAUAUUAUGUUAUCCUUUUAAGAGGUUCUUUUGAAGAAUUUAAAGUACAGCCUUUAAUACAUUGAUUUGUUUUAGAUGUUAAAAAAAUUCUCUGAAAUUUGGUCUUUUGACACUUUUGUUUCAAU
Messenger RNA from Saccostrea cuccullata (small rock oyster), 2835 nucleotides. Its product is annotated as interferon-induced protein 44-like. The transcript has 6 exons. NCBI's taxonomy places the organism in Eukaryota, Metazoa, Mollusca, Bivalvia, Ostreida, Ostreidae. The record is from RefSeq and is a predicted model, not a curated record. Bases 192 to 1748 code for a protein of 518 amino acids.